GCGUGCGUGUGUGUGUGUGUGUGUGUGCCUCUGCUCUUUGUCCUGAGCCCACGAUUCCAGAGCUGGCUGGACCCAAGGAGGUGAAGAGUCACUUCUCAGCCCCAGGAAGGGCAAAGAAGAGAGACAAAAUCAGCCUGUCUGCUCUCUGCUUGGCUCAACAAGGCCUCUAACAGUCUUCUGUCCUCUCUUCUGCACACGGCAUAUUUGGGAACGAGAAACAAAAGUUUUCCCAAAUGAAGAGAACUCAUUUGUUUAUUGUGGGGAUUUAUUUUCUGUCCUCUUGCAGGGCAGAAGAGGGGCUUAAUUUCCCCACAUAUGACGGGAAGGACCGAGUGGUAAGUCUUUCCGAGAAGAACUUCAAGCAGGUUUUAAAGAAAUAUGACUUGCUUUGCCUCUACUACCAUGAGCCGGUGUCUUCAGAUAAGGUCGCGCAAAAACAGUUCCAACUGAAAGAAAUCGUGCUUGAGCUUGUGGCCCAGGUCCUUGAACAUAAAGCUAUAGGCUUUGUGAUGGUGGAUGCCAAGAAAGAAGCCAAGCUUGCCAAGAAACUGGGUUUCGAUGAAGAAGGAAGCCUGUAUAUUCUUAAGGGUGAUCGCACAAUAGAGUUUGAUGGCGAGUUUGCAGCUGAUGUCUUGGUGGAGUUCCUCUUGGAUCUAAUUGAAGACCCAGUGGAGAUCAUUAGCAGCAAACUGGAAGUCCAAGCCUUCGAACGCAUUGAGGACUACAUCAAACUCAUUGGCUUUUUCAAGAGUGAGGACUCAGAAUACUACAAGGCUUUUGAAGAAGCAGCUGAACACUUCCAGCCUUACAUCAAAUUCUUUGCCACCUUUGACAAAGGGGUUGCAAAGAAAUUAUCUUUGAAGAUGAAUGAGGUUGACUUCUAUGAGCCAUUUAUGGAUGAGCCCAUUGCCAUCCCCAACAAACCUUACACAGAAGAGGAGCUGGUGGAGUUUGUGAAGGAACACCAAAGACCCACUCUACGUCGCCUGCGCCCAGAAGAAAUGUUUGAAACAUGGGAAGAUGAUUUGAAUGGGAUCCACAUUGUGGCCUUUGCAGAGAAGAGUGAUCCAGAUGGCUACGAAUUCCUGGAGAUCCUGAAACAGGUUGCCCGGGACAAUACUGACAACCCCGAUCUGAGCAUCCUGUGGAUCGACCCCGACGACUUUCCUCUGCUCGUUGCCUACUGGGAGAAGACUUUCAAGAUUGACCUAUUCAGGCCACAGAUUGGGGUGGUGAAUGUCACAGAUGCUGACAGUGUCUGGAUGGAGAUUCCAGAUGAUGACGAUCUUCCAACUGCUGAGGAGCUGGAGGACUGGAUUGAGGAUGUGCUUUCUGGAAAGAUAAACACUGAAGAUGAUGAUGAAGAUGAUGAUGAUGAUGAUAAUUCUGAUGAAGAGGAUAAUGAUGACAGUGAUGAUGAUGAUGAUGAAUAGCCCAACUCCAAACAAUUCUGAUGAAAACAAAAUCACAGCACCCACUACCAUACAGACAGCACAAGGUGGCAGCAAGCAAUUCUGCCCCACACCCAGCCAGCUCCUUUCCCUUUUCCAUCAUCUCUUUUCCCACUCCCUUUGCGUCAGGAGCAGUAUCAUUCAGCAAAUGCCUCUUCAAAUGCAGCAAUCCCACUUAGCAGGGACAGGAGAAAAAUUAUUCCCAUGUUGACUGUCUUGACUGUCACGGAACAGAUCUUGUUCUUUGCUGGACCAUCAAGGGUCAUGGCAGUGCCUGAACAUGGCAGUCUGGGGUGAACAAUCCCCUAACACAAGUUUACUUGUCUUUGAUUAUGACAGUAACAGAAUUGACAGCUUUCUAACUCACAGGCAUAGAGUGACCUUUUAAUCAGAGCCCAGGGAAGACACAUGAUUAAUGAUUUAGCUCCCUCCAUACCUCGAACAUCAGCUGGGAUCCCUCCUCUAGCCAAGAUGAUCCUUCUUAGAGAAGGCUCAGCCUUGGAAGCAAACUUAUAAAUCAUAUUCUCAUGGCUCUGUUAAACUUAUGUCAAGUGAUGGUCAUUCAUAUCACUAUGAACUUGGAUAUUCAAGCCUUUGGAUGGCUAUGGAGAGGCCUUGAAAUGUGUACAGGUGUCACCAUCAUUUCUAGUAUAUUAGGAAACUGGGAUGGGAGGUUGAUUUGCUCUCUAAACUUCCCUCUAGUUGGCAAGUCUCACAUAUUCAUCAGCAGGAGUGGAGGGUGGGGGAAAACUAGAAAGAUGAAAACUUUUACAUUUUUCUGAUGGGUUCAUGUCUCUGAUUGGGUCAGCUGGCUUCCUAGCCUAAGCUGGGAUCUGAAUACCCCUUCUCUGUAGCUGCUAGUGAGCCUUCCCAUUUAGAUUAAAGAUUGCUUUAUCCAGCAGUCAAUUAACUCUCCAGUUAUCAGUACUCCCACAAUUGGCCAGGGCAACAAUAAUUGGAGUUCAUACUGGUGCCCUGAGGCACUGAAAAAAAAAAUCCCAAAGUGCCUUCUGAGCUGUCUAAAAGUUACAUUGUGCUUGGUAGAUUUAGUGUUAAGUGUGCAGUAUAAUUUUCUAAUUUAUUUUCUCAAUCUUUUAGCACAUGUGUAAGACACUGUGCAAAUUUUUUGAAAAUAGAGCAAUACUUUUUGUGGAAUACUAGCUAACUAAUUCUGUCAUUAAACUCAUAUUUUGAAAUAUUCAGACAAUGUUGAAAAUCCUAUCUUGAUUUUUCUGACUCUGCUCAUUCUCAUCUGGCUCCAGUCCUACCUCCUUAUUUCUUCUCUAUUUUCCUUUCUAGCCCCUCUUCCUCUGCCUGCUCUUUGAAUGAUGGUGUUUCACAGCAUCUCAACUCUACAUACUCUUCCAAAAUGAUGUCAUCAUGCCCAUCAAUACCAUCCAUGUGCUAAUUACCUCCAAAUAUGAGUCUCUAACCUUGACUCCUUGCCUUAUUUUUAGACACAUUCAUUCAACUGCCUCUGGAUAUCUUGACUUGAUGUUGUACAAGCACUUCAGACUCAACACAACAAAACCUGAACUCAUUGCCUUCUCCCCUAAACAUCUUCUCCUCUUCAUGGAGUCCUAGUUUGGGUGGGUGAUAGCACCAUUUAUCCAAUUGUCUAGGUGACCUGAAGGUGCCCCUUCCCCCCCUGUGAUUUGUGCAUCCCUGGGUCAUGUCACUUAUCAUUUAAGGUAUAACAUAUAUUUGCAUGUCUAUCCUUUCACUAAAUUGCAGGCUCCUUAGAGGCAAGGAAUUUAUCUUAGAAUCCCUAGCACUUAGCGCUUUGCCCAUCACAAAGUAGAUACUCAUUUAUUGAGUUGGUGGAUGAAUAAUUGAUUAACUAGAAUACCUAUAAUUCCCCAGCACUAUUGGGUAACAGAGCUUACAAGGUGUCUUAGUCUGUUUUUAUUGAUAUAAAGGAAUAACUAAGAGUGGGUUAUUUAUGAAGAAAAAAUAUUUAUUUCGCUCACAAUUCUGCUGGCUGCAAUACUGGGCAUCAGGUGAAAGCCUUGGCUGCUUCCAUUCAUGGCAAAAGGCAAAGGAAAACCAGUGCGUGCAGAGAUCACAUGGUGAGAGAGGAAGCAUGAGAGAGAGGAGGUGCCAGCCUCUAACAACCAGCUCUCCAGGGAACUAACAGAGCGAGUACCCACUCACACCCCACUUCCUCCAGAGAGGGCAUUCAUCUAUUCGUGAAAGAUCCAUCCCAUGACCCAAGUUCUCAAGUUCUUAAAUCACUCCCUUUAGACCCUACCUCUCAAUACUACCGCACUGGGGAUUAAAUUUCAACAGGGGAUUUGGUGGGAACAAAUAUCCAAAUGAUAGCACAAAGUGUAUUAGCAGGGUUUACUUAGGACGUAGAUAUAAAUUGUGUACAUUUUGCUUAAUGGCCCAAAGAAACAGCUUAUCAAUAAUCUAACCAAUGAAUAUCUUCGAGUCAAUUGCUUUCUCUAAUUUCUGUCCAUGCAAUAGCUAAGAAUUUGAUUGUGUGCUGUCAAAAUUCUACCACUGAGUUUAGCAGAAAACAGGCUUCAUAUUUCUUUGCAAAUAAUCAAAUUUCCUUUAAAUAGACCUAUCUAAAAUCAGUUGAUAAUUUAACUUGAAUUCCCAAGCCACUCAGAAAAAUAAUCCAAUAUUCACCUCCCACAUCAACCCAAGAUCUGUCACUUUUCUCUCUUCUUAUUUGACUCAAAUACCUUUCCACUUGCUGGUUUACCCAAAAGAUCUGUUUCAUCUCCAUGUUUUAGAGCCUGAGGAUUUCAUUCUUAGUUAUCUAUUCAAAACAUUUUCUUCACUGUAAAAUGAUUGACAACCAGUAGUUUUUGUUACAAUGGUAAUUCUACUUUCCCAAUCCAUCACAAUUGUCUUGGUUUUUAUAGAAAUAUGACAGGUUGUCUUGAAAUUCUGAAUGUCUCAAAAUUAUGCAAGAGUGAAAAAUGUCCCUGAAAAAGUAAGCAACUUUUUAGAUUGAAAUAAUCACAUGAAGAAAAGAAACAAGACACAAUUUGAUACUUCAAUUUAUUUUCCAAGUUUACAGUAUAAAAAAUGUGAUGUGUAAAACAUUUUACAGUUAAUUGGGAUGAGGGGGGGAUUAUACUGGAGGACCCAAUAAGGAACAAAAUAACUUGGGUACACUAUUCCGUCAGAGACACUAACUCUGUUACUGACAUCACAAUGAGAAGAAGUUUCAUAGCAUAAACCUUAUGAAUGUAAGUAAAUGGACCUGUACAGGUGGUUGCUGGUAGUGUCAUUCAUUCAUUUACAUGCUUGCAAAUGUGUCAAAAGAGCCCACUACCCAGUUUAUGCAGGAACUCACUCAGGCCUUGUCAUACACAUAUGGUGACCGUGAGCAGAGGCUGGUUGGCAAAACUGCCCCUCCUGGUUACAAUGUACAGUAUUAACUAAUCAGAAAGAACAAAAAAGGUCCCUGACCGCAUUUUUACACUAACAGUUAUGACUCUGUCAGGUAAAGACAGGUGGUUUCAUCUCUGAACUUUCUAAAUUGGUGCUGGACUUGAAAUCGGGAAAUGUAAAGUCCUUCUAACCGAAGCAAUUAUCAAAUAAUCUCCUCUCAAAUAAGACCUGCCUGGCCCAGGCCUCUCUGGUUCUCUCAGUAGCAUUUCUGUUGAGGAAGGCGUCAUCUAUAAUGUGAGUUAAAUCACUGAGCCAGUAUCUGCCCCCACCCUCUUCUUUGCUGGCAUCCUGCACUCUAUGCAAUAGUUAUGGCCAUAAAUGACUGUUGGAAAUCAAAUUUGGUUAAUCAUGCCAUAACUUAGGGGUCCCAGAGGAGUUUGCCAUUUAAUUAAAGCCUACCGUAAACUAUUAUAAAAAUAAAUUAUUGCCAAAGUUUAGAUUUUUGUAUGUUCCCUUUUUAAAGAAUGAUGAUGAAAAGUAAGCGAAUGUUCCAUUACCUCUAUAACUGAGAGGUGCUGGUAAAUGAAAAACAACUGUCGCGUCUUUCUACAAGGUCCCUAGAACGGCGAUGAUGUGCAACUGUCUAAAUUCCCUACAACUUGAGUUGAACUAAACUUGUCACCUGCAGAUCAGAUGCCCAAGUCCCAUCACUAACUCCCUGAGCAACAGUCUCCGGUCCCCACAGAUGAAGCUUUCUUAGGCUGAAGCCUUUUUAGAAUUAAACACUCCUAAAUGAUGAGCAACUUCACAACAAAAGGCCAUGUCCACAAGUGAAAGCUCAGAUAAAGAUAAGCACAUACAAAACCAAACAACCGUACAUUCAAAUAAUGCUUCCCAAAUACCAUUUCAGUGCCAAAAGAAGUGCCAAAGACACUUUUAAGAUAAAAGCCUGGGGUUUGUCACCUUUGUCCCCAAAGCUUAAAGUAAGUGUCUUUCUUCCACUAUGACAAGGACAAAACGCUGAUGUUUGUAAGCUGAGAGAGACAUAAAUGGUAGAGUCUUGGUGCCAUAUUGAAAGAAACUUUUCACAGUGCUGCACCUGGCUUUACGAAUCUGUUCUUUUGUUGGAGAGACUAAAACAACCCACUAAAGAGACUUAUUUCAUAGACAAAACAAAUCGGGUUAUCUACGUAGAAACGGAACAGGACCUGGGAAAACGGGACUUAUAGAGCCCUGAAAUUUAAUUUUAUUCUGAAGUUUUACAUUUCUAAUCCAUCGCAUCUUAAUUCCUAAUGAGAUGUCACGUGGAGAGAUGUGAGCACCAUCUUCCCUUUACUGUCUUCCAUUGAAAGCAAACAGCAGGGCAGAAAACUAUGGUUUAUGCACAACUGAAUCAAAACUUACUACAUAUGGGAACAGAGAAAAAUGGUUUUCUGAGUCCUGUUUUACGUCUGCUCUGUCAAAAGUCUUGGGGGCAAGUGUGGGAAAGAUGGUGGGAUGCAAACUGCUUGCUGAGAACACCUACGUCAAGGAGGCCAGGCCAGGGACUCCGGCUUGAGAUCCCCACAGGAUGGGGCUGUGGACAGCCCCUCUCACUCCAGCCAGGGAAGAAGUUUGGGGCAUAAUGUUGCCAUGGCACCAGAGAGAGGCCAGGUCAAGCCCCUGCCUGCCUCCCUGCACCCAAGGCCCAAGGCACGCAUCUUGCCCAAGCCAGCAGAGUGGGAGCAGAAGGUGGGGCCAGGCAAAAGCAAAGGGGGGCUGCCGGAACAACAGCAUUCCUGUCUUGCAGCAGGUGUUAACACUGAAAGGCUGGGUUUUCCAGAAGGGAUUCUCAAGUUCUUUCCAUCAAAUAUCCUAAGAUAUUUGCUAGCAUAGUGGAGAAGCUUUCCAAGGGACAAAAUGUAAAUCCAAAGUGAAAGAAGAGAUCCUGCCUCCCAGUGAACUCUCGCCCCAGGUUCUAGUUCAAGGAUGUGUCUCUAGGUCCUUCCUCAACAUCCAGAAGUGCCAAAUCAUUUAGACCAUACUUCAAGGUACAGUGGACUGAGGGGUUAGAAUCAAACAUCUAGUUUGACAUUCUGUUAACCAGCCAUGAGACCUUGGACAAGCCCCUUCCUCUCUGACCUUCCUUUUUUCACCCGAAAAACCAAGAUAACUCCUAUCUUGAAAGAAUGUGGGGAUAACAAGGCUGGGUGGAACACGGACUGUGACAUACAAUACCUGAUAAAUGUGUUAGUAGCCUUUCUUUGACCAAAACAUGUUUUGUCAAAAUGUGAUCCAAAACUGAAUUUUCUGAGCAUACACUUGGUUAAAGCUCAAUGCAGUUAUUUCAACAGUGUCUAAACUAUCUCAUCUCGCUACUGCAUUGAAUACCAAUCAAGAACGGUGGGCAGAAGAGCAAUUCUUAUUUUAUUUAUAAUGAAAUAUGACCACAAGUUUACAUAGUAGUAAAUUCACAGUAGUGAUUUUUUUGUUUUUUGGUAACAAAUCCAUAAAACACAAACACUACCCAGAAAUACUUAAAUCACUUUAUAAUCGCAGGGUCUCUGCUGCAGGACUAUUUAAAUAAAUAUGCUAACAUUUCUGUGCUACUUUAAGUAACCUAUCACUUUUUAAAAAUAAAGCCCAAUUUUUAAGUUACCUUAAGAAAUAUCUAGUAAGGCUUCCAGGGUAGUGAAGUUUGUGCAGUAAUUUUCUUAGAGCUUGACCUUUGUUUGUUUCUUGCUGUUUUCAGAGUCAUAAAGCAAGAAAGAGUUUAAUGGACUUGCCUGCAGGACAGCAGGCUCCCCAGAAGACAGUGCUGUGCUAAAGCCAUUUACUCUAGGGGGAGAAGCCAGUGUCAGUGAGGGAAAGGAAUAAAGCAGGGGAGGGAAAAGUCACUGGUUUAGAGCGACCUCUCAAAACACAGGGUUAUUAAGUCAUCUCUCAAACACAGGGGACUGCAGAAACACAGACACCUUCACACACUCAGCUAUAUAUACAUUCACACGUAUCUGCUGAGCUACACACCUGCUACAGAUAACACAGAUGUUAAGAUGUCUGACAUAUAAAUGUGCUAUCCGUCUGGUAAUACACUCAGAGAAAUGCUCACAUAUAUGGAAAUAAAAACGCACAAACAAAUAUGCAUCCCCACUUAGGGAUACUUACACAGCAGGACCCAGAUUGGAAGGUAAACCAAGGACACACUUUUGUUGGUUUCACUGAGUGGCUGGAACACUCACUCAGUACGUAGGUUGGAGUGGCAAGGUAAUCAAUUUCUGUCAGUCCAAUAUGCUGGUAGCAUCCCACAGAGCUACAGCCCUUAGGUAAAUACAUGCACUCGAAAGUGAUUAUGAGGCAAAAUGAGAGAGAAAUCUGCCACCAACUACUGUAGAGAGGGGAGGGGUGAGCACUUUAUCCCUAUCCAACACACACCUGCACAGCCAGUCUCUCCAUUAAAAAAGGAGUCCCAAGCCCCAGGCAAUGAACUACAACACAGCAAACACACCAGGUCACCUGCCUCUUACCAUUUGCUGUAAAGAACUUGUCUUCUAUGUAGAUGUCAAAAGGCAAGAACAGAGGCGGGGGAAGGGAGGUGAUGAUAGUUGGGCAAAAAUUUGGUGGUCAAGUAUUUUCUCUAGGGCUUACUUCAUGAAUUUUAGCCAAAGUAUUACAGAUUUGACUUAACAUUUUGAUAAUGCAAAGGAUGGAUGAACUAUAUAGCUUUAAAAUCCUCUCUGAGAAUGCAUACAGAACUUUUUAAUAUUCAGUUCAUGGACUAUAAAAACCGUCCUAUCUUCAAAAGUACAUAUUUAAGAACAAAUUAUCUACCAGUUAAAACAUCACCAGGGAAGAGAGCAAUCUGAUAUAGACUCCUCAUUAAGUUCUUUAACACUCAAUGCUCUAAUUUUAAUAACGUAGGAUGAAAAUUAUAAAAAAUCUAUAAACAUAUAAGGCAAAUGAAAUCCUGUCUACUAUAAUGUGAACAUACGUUCUACCAGCCUUAGGGCGAAGUUUACUCCCCUUUUAAAAAGAAUAGCCUACCAGUUCCAAGAAUUGAAAUAAAAAUGCAUUGUGUUCAAUUGUGGGAUGCAGCUUUCUGAAACCUUAAAUCUUUUAAACGUCAUUUACAUUGUUCCCACUGCAACAGUAACUCAAGCUAUAAAGAGGUUGACAGUGCAAAGGCUUUACAAAGAUCCUGCAUUUUAUUUUGUUAUUCUUUCAAAAAGAACUCAAUACAAAGUCAAUAUAAAAAAAUCAAUACUCAAUUUAAAACAGAAACAGUAAUUUCUGAAUGUCUAACAUUCUCCUAUGCAAAGACUGGGAGAAAGAGGAAGGGGGAGAGAGAAAAUAAAUUCUUUAAUUUAAACCUUUCUUCACCCUGCUGGGAAUGCACAUGCCAGAGCAAAUGAAUCCAGCUUAACCCCUUCUGGACUGGUCAUUGAAGAUACGGUUGGAAGAACAGUAUUGUAGAAUGGUGAUGAACAGUGUCAUUAUUAUGUACAUACACUUAUGGCACUUAGAACUGCACUGUAUCCAUGACGUAGCAACCUCUGACACAGCCCGUCUCACACUUGCCAUCUCUUACCCCAUCUCCCAAAAUAUUUCCUGAGAAAGAUAUUGUAAGGAACUUCCAGUUUGAAGGGAUCUAACGGCAAAAACUAAGAACAAAAGCACCAUGGUUCCAUGGUAUGUGUUUUUUAUAAACAGAACCACAUAGUUGAAUAGUACAUCUUGGCUCCAUGCCACACCUAUGGGUUCCCCCUUCCUUCUUCUCCAGCAUGUCUUUUCAAGCUGAAGGCUGGUAAUUGAAGAAUGUUGUUUACUUUUUCAGGUACAGGUGUAUUACAAGAUCCAAAGCCAAUUUUGAUUUUUACAAUGACACAAAAUACUGUACCACUUGUGGAGUGCAUGAAGCUGUAAGGGAGUAAGGGGGUGUGCACACAUACAAAGAGCAUUCGACAAUGUCAUCCUGUACUACAGCAAGGUGGCUGAUUACCGAAAUACUGGAAAAAGCAAGAGUGAACACUUUUAAAAGGUUUGUUGCAGAUACAGGAAGGCAAAUGCAGGCAAAGGCAGCCCAGUGCAAGAGGUCCGGAUGGGGGUCCUGAAGGAGCUCCCCUGCAGCAGGGCUCUGCCAGGAUGGCUCCUCUGCCCACAACCCAGUCAGUGUCUGCUCCCCCAGGGCCAGGGGAAAGCCCACUGAAAUCAGCUGUGUUUAACAGACAGACCACAGAUGAACCUUUCUGGACAAGAAGAUGGGCUCCCUACUCUCCCUUCCCCAAACUCUGUAGAGUGUCUAUUUUCCUUCUCCCCACUUUAUCAGCAACUAAGAGUGGGAGCAAAACCAGCCUCUUUCCUGGUCCUAAGUGGCAGAGGCGAUGAGUUGCACAGUGACGGUGGUCAGAAAACACAGGGACUGGACAGCAGCAGUUGCCAGCGUGGUUGGCAUGGUCUGGUCUCCUUUGGCAGGGCAGCUUGCUCUAAGCUUGGGAAGAACUUACGUCCCCAGGAAAUUAAGUGGCUCCAAGUUGCACCUGCCAAUCCCAGAGUCACAGUGUUAGUCUCCCCUGGUUGGUGUAGAACAGUGGGGAGGAAAACUGGGCAGUGUGGGGCUCCUGCUGCAGCCUAAAGGUGGCAUUCCCACUGCCCUCUCUCCCUGUGCUUUACCUGCUGGGCACCCCACACUUCCCUAUGGAAACAAUGCUGGGACUGACUUGAGGCUUCACACAGAGCCGGAGGGCACACAUGGAGAGCCAGGGCUGCCAGCCAGGUGGGGGCAGGAUGGCAUGGAGGCCAGGUGGGCAGCUGCAGGGCUGCGAAAGGGCUACCUGCUUCAAGCCAGCAGAGGGGUGGGAUCAGAAACAGGGCAGGUAGGUUUUC
Messenger RNA from Gorilla gorilla gorilla (western lowland gorilla), 10661 nucleotides. RefSeq names its product calsequestrin 2 (gene CASQ2). Bases 234 to 1433 code for a protein of 399 amino acids. Gene Ontology annotation, biological process: regulation of cardiac muscle contraction by regulation of the release of sequestered calcium ion. Gene Ontology annotation, cellular component: Z disc; sarcoplasmic reticulum lumen. The transcript has 11 exons. Lineage: Eukaryota; Metazoa; Chordata; Mammalia; Primates; Hominidae. Gene Ontology annotation, molecular function: calcium ion binding. The record is from RefSeq and is a predicted model, not a curated record.